ACCCUGUCAUUCAACAGCCAGGCCACAAUGCGUGUAGGGUCGACACUCUCCACAGUGGGUGGGUUGAGUCACUCGUGAACUGGUUGAAUGGCGUUGUCUCAAACAGUUUCCAAACCAUCUCCUAUCCACCUGCCCAUCUUCUCUUCCCAUCACUCCUCCUCCAUACCUCUAAGAUGAUCCGAGUUCACAACACCCAGUACUCCCUCUUCCUGCGCCAGGCAGAUGUCCUGCGUCGCUCGGGGACGCUGUGUGAUGCUGUUAUCUCAGUGGAGAGCCAGGUGUUCAGGGCCCAUCGGCUGGUGCUGGCCUGCGCUAGCAAAACCCUGGAGCAUCAGCUCACCCUACAGGCUGCAUACUCAGACCAGCACGAUCGCCUCGACCAACCUUACCACUGUAGUCUGGAGCUCCUCUCUCCACACACCUUCCAGCAGGUCCUGGACUUUGCCUACACCGAGACCCUGGAGGUCCCUGUGGAUGAUCUGCCCCAGCUUCUGAGGGCCGCCAAGCUCCUGGAGAUGCAUUCCCUGGAGGAGCAGUGUCGCAGCCAGCUGAAGAGAAAUCGGGGGUGCCUGAAGAGAGAGAGAAGAGAGUUGAGAGAAAUAAGAGAAGUGAGAGGAACGAAAGAAACUGGAGAAAUGACAGAAACAAGACUUCAGAUAACAGAGGAGAGAGAUGAGAAAGAAUCCCUGAAAGGAAGUCCCAUUCCAGAAGAGGGGGAUCCCCAGACAAUUCCUUCCAUUGAUCUGGAGCCCCAGAGCAGCCCAUUCACUGAGGGUCCCACUCUUCUUGACACUAGGGAUAACUCCUCUGGUUCAUCACCACCACAGAGAAAAAGGCCAAAGCCACUCACACCCACACUAGUGGCCACCACACCGCCUCCAUCCAGAGACAGUGUCAUCGCCACCACUGCUGCCACCAUCCAACCCCCUACUCCUCCUCCCCCAGCGUCGAGGGUCAUGUGGCACCAAGUCAACACCCUGAGGAGGAUGGCCUUGAACUAUAACGACAUCCUAGCAGCCAGUUCCUCUUCCCUUCACCCCUCACAGCACCUGGUGACAUACCCCUUCCACCUCUCCUCUCCCCACAUGUACCCCCUGCUAACGUCCUCAUGCCCGCCCCAGGUCCACAGCGCCGUCCUGGGCUACCCGGGCAUCCUGCAUCCAUACCACCACCCCCUGCUCUCUGGGUCUCGGGAGCUGGGGGACGUCCUGAAGCAAGGUCUGCUGGGAAAAAGAGACUCGAUGGAUAAAGUGUUGAUAGGUGGAGCACUAGGGGAAGGGCAAAGAUACUCCAAGGAGCGUCCAGGAAGAACCCAGGACUGUCAGCACUGCAGCAAGGUCCUCCUGGGCAGCUCAUGGCUGCAGGCCUCAACCACCAACCCCUCAGGCUCAUGUGAGACUUCUCUGGGGUGUAAGUACUGUGAUCGUAGCUUCAGGGUGGAGAGGUCACUGCCGUCCCCCCGGCGAGAUCAGGGAGGAGAGAAGCCCUACCAGUGUAAACGCUGCUCCAAGAGGUUCAGUCUCAAACACCAACUGGAUACACACCAUCGGGUACACACAGGAGAGAAGCCGUUUGAGUGCCGUCUGUGUGGCCAGCGGUCAAGGGACUACUCAGCCAUGAUCAAGCACCUGCGGACCCACGGCGGGGCCACACCCUACCAGUGUACUGUCUGCCUGGAGUUCUGUAGCAGCCUGGCUGCCAUGCAGAAACACCUGAAGAACCACCCGCUGCAGGACUUCCCCCCAGACUGGAACAUCAGCAGCACCUACCUGUACACAUGCCAUACCUGAGCUAGCUUGAAGGCAAAUGUAAUGUCAACAGAGAAUCAUUUUACUGCCAAACAACUACAUCUCAGGGAAACUAACUCAUAGCAUGUAAUGUACAUACAUGGUAACAAGACACCAGUUACCGUAGCAUUUAUCCAUGCACUCCAAAAGUGCAUGGAGUACGUCAAUGCAUAUUUCCACCACUAGAGGGGCACUGGGUCUUAGAAAAGAAUGUAAAACAUGUCUAGCAGCAGCAGCAUUAUCAUUAUCAAGCACAGUAUUAUUACCAUUCUAUCGUGGCUGCAGCUGAAGAGUCAGUCACUUCCAAGAGACAAGGAAAGGAAACAUCAAGACUAUUUAGAGGCAGCAAAAACUGUGUCCUUGUUUCAUAUGAAUGUUUCCAUCUAUGUUUGGCGGUUAUCUCUCUCAGGACGACUUGGAGCAAUUGUUUUGUACUCAACUUCUUGAUUUUCAUUUAGCCAUAUGUGUUUAGUACAUUUAGAUCUUGUUCGAUUCAUAUUUACAGUGCCUAUAGAGUCUGCACCUCCUGAAAUUUUGCGUUACAAAGUGGGAUAGAAAAAUAUUUUAUAAAAAAAAUUUAAUCAUUAAUCUACCCAAAAUACUCCCUAAUAUCAAAGUGAAAAGAAAAUUCUACACAUUUUUACAAAUGAAUAACAAUUAAAUAACUAAAACAUAGUAGCUGCAGAAGUAAUAGCCUAAAUGAAGUAAAUAGUGUCUUAACAAAUCACAUAAGUUAUAUGGACUCCCUCUGUGUGAAAUAAUAGGGCUUGACAUGAUUUUUUAAUGACUACCCCUUGCUCUGUCCUCCAUACAUACAACAUAUGUAAGGUCCCUCAGCCAAGUAUUGAAUUUGCAGCACAGAUUAAACUACAAAGACCAGGGAGAUUUUUGAAAGCCUCAUAAAGAUGACCAGUGAUUGGAAGAUGGGUAACAAUAACAAACCAGACAUUGAAUAUAUCUUUAAGCAUGGUCAAAUUAAUAAUUAUGCUGUGGAUUACGUAUUAAACCACCCAGAAACAUCAAAGAUGCAGUCGUCCUUCUGAGCUGCAGGCAAUUAAGGAAACUGCUUAGGGGUGUUAUUGUGAGGCCAUUGGGGAUUUUAAAACAACUACAGAGUUCAAUGGCUGUGAUGGGAAAAGACUGAGGAUGGAUCAACAACAUUGUAGUGACUCCACAAUAAUGACCUAAAAGACAGAGUGAAAAGAAGAAUAUAAAUAAACAGAAUAAAAAUAAUCCAAAACACGCAUAAAGGCACUAAAGUAAUACUGCAACAACAACAAAAACAUGGCAAAGGAAAACACAUUUUGGCCUAAAUGCAAAGCCUUAUGUACUUAUCUAAUCAAGGUAUAUUAGUGUCUUCCACUUUGAUAUUACAGAGUAUUUUGUGGAGGCCGUUGACCAAAAAAUACAAUUAAAUCCAUUUUCAUCCCACUUUGUAACACAAUAUAAUGUGAAUAAAUCCAAGGGGUGUGUAACCGUUCUAUAGGCACUGUCUAUUUGCUUUAGCCCGUUGCUAUUUUAAUGAUAGUAUUGAUAUAAUAAAUGUACUCAUUUGGCAGAUGGCCUGUUUUUGUAUUGAAUGUAGAUCCUCACACAGUCACACGCAACAACAACAAAAAACAGUAGCCUGUCAAACAUUUAUGACGAUUGAUUUGUUUUGGAAUACAUUACACAGCAGCUGGCAUGCAGAGUGGAUGUCUAAUUAUUAUCUCUUCAGAGAAUAAAUGUUUUAAAUAAAUAUUUAUUUAUUUUUGACAA
Oncorhynchus kisutch (coho salmon) is the source of this 3545-nucleotide messenger RNA. Its product is annotated as zinc finger and BTB domain-containing protein 16-like. Gene Ontology annotation, biological process: regulation of transcription by RNA polymerase II. NCBI's taxonomy places the organism in Eukaryota, Metazoa, Chordata, Actinopteri, Salmoniformes, Salmonidae. The record is from RefSeq and is a predicted model, not a curated record. The coding region runs from base 174 to 1790 and encodes 538 amino acids. Gene Ontology annotation, molecular function: RNA polymerase II cis-regulatory region sequence-specific DNA binding; DNA-binding transcription factor activity, RNA polymerase II-specific; protein binding. The transcript is spliced from 5 exons.